AUGGUGUCUAGGGCUUUUGCGGAUAACUGGGUAGAAUUGCAUGAUCAGAGAUCUGAAUUCUACUGCGAUUCUGUUUCGAGAGAAUUUCGACCUACAAUUGCUACAACCACGGAAUUUCAAACCUUGCCUCCACUUACACCUCAGCCCCUCAGAAGUUCUUCAGCUCAGCUUUUUCCUCCACGAUCACCACCUCCUGUUCCUCCACACAGAAAUGCACAUAACUACGACACCGAGCUUGUCUUUCUCCAGCCAGAAAACAGACCCCUCAUUCCUCCCUCCUACCCAAUGACACUUCCACCAAUACCAAACAAAAGUCAACCUGAAGAUGCUCAAAAAAGAAACUCCCGAUUUUCACCAGUUCUAGCACACCAUAGAGGCCCCUCCGACGUGAUGUUCGUAGAAAUGGGUACCCCGGCACCUGAGAGCACCCUCUUUCCUACUCCAAAACCCCGAAAUCGGUAUGUCGAAGACGAGGAAAUGGAAAUUCAGAUAAUGGGAAAGGACGACCAAGGAGAAUGGUUGUGUCGUGAUGAUAUGAAGUAUGCUUAUAAGCCGCCCAUUCUUAUUUCACCUUACUUUCAGCGAUACAGUACACAGACCCCGUCAAAUUACAGAAUUUCAAAUCGAUAUACUAAACAACACCAACCCUACUUAACUAGAUGUACCAGUGCUGAAUACUUCGGCACAUCUCCAGUUGCUGGAGGUAUACAACAAAAGCCGAUUGGAAGUCCACAGCAGUAUCGAAGUAUGGCCAAUCUAAAUUUCUAUUCCCCGGAGUUUUCACCAGGGGUAAUCGAGAGGGAGGUGUGGCUUCUACCGCAUAAUGAGCAGACAAGGCUAACGAAUUCGGGUAGAGUUUUGAGUCUAUCUUCAGGUGCUCUUCAUCAAGAAAUUAUCAAAAGACCUAUUUGUAGGGACGCUGAUAUAAGAUCAAGCCGCAUUUGGCGUCCAAUGAAUAUCGAAUAA
This is a messenger RNA of Rodentolepis nana, 966 nucleotides long. The record is from the annotation of a GenBank genome assembly. NCBI's taxonomy places the organism in Eukaryota, Metazoa, Platyhelminthes, Cestoda, Cyclophyllidea, Hymenolepididae.